Messenger RNA from Colletotrichum destructivum, 1341 nucleotides. Its product is annotated as Putative major facilitator superfamily, MFS transporter superfamily. Lineage: Eukaryota; Fungi; Ascomycota; Sordariomycetes; Glomerellales; Glomerellaceae. Gene Ontology annotation, cellular component: membrane. The transcript is spliced from 9 exons. Gene Ontology annotation, biological process: transmembrane transport. The coding region runs from base 1 to 1341 and encodes 446 amino acids. Gene Ontology annotation, molecular function: transmembrane transporter activity. The record is from RefSeq and is a predicted model, not a curated record.
AUGGGCCAUCGGACAACAUCACAAGGCGUCAUGUCCUCGCUCGCGGAAGAGAAGCCGCUGCUGAAGGCGGCUCACCGAAAGAUCGACAAACGGCUGCUCGUGUGGUACUCCUUCGUCUACCUCAUCAUGCGCAUCCACGUCAGCAACAUCAGCAACGCCGCCAUCAUCAAUCUCGAACAGGGCACCGGCAUCCGCAGACAGCUCGGGGACCUCUCCAGCUCGCAGUGGGCCUGGGCUCUGAGCAUCUUCUACUACCCCUACAUGUUCUUCGAGCCGCUGGCGACGCUGGCGCUCAAGAGGUUCUCGCCCUCGGUCUGGAUGAGCCGCAUCAUGGUCACCUGGGGCAUCAUCUCCAUGUGCCAGGGCGCGACCCAGGACUAUGCCGGCAUACUUGCGUGCCGCUUCUUCCUAGGCCUCGCCGAGGCGGGCUUCUACCCGGGCGUGUUGUACCAUCUCAGCUUCUGGUAUCCGACCCAGAAGCUUCCGCUCAGAAUCUUGUUCAUCCUCGAAGGCAUUCCGGCAAUCCUGUGUGGAAUCUACACAUUCUUCUUCCUGCCCAACUACCCCGAGACAGUCACGUUUCUCACAGAGUCCGAAAGGGAGGCUGUCAUGGCCGACCUCCCGGAGCAAGCCCCCAAUAUGAACGCCAAGACCUUCAACCUCCAGCAGGUCAAGGAGCUCUUCCGUAACCCGACCUUCAUCCCGUUCCUGAUGAUCUGGAUCACGCAUGGCAUCGGUGGAUGGGGCAUCUCUUUUGUCUUGCCGACAGUCAUCUACGAGCUGGGCAUCUCCAACACGGCAAUCUCGCAGGUCAUGACGAUGCCGCCCUUCACUCUCGUUUUUGUCAUCCUUUUGUCGCUCGCAUUCCUCGUCCACACCCGGCGACUGAGCCCAUGGGUCGCUGGACUGGGUCUGGAGGCCGCCCAGAUCGUUUGCUACGUGCUUCUCAUCACGGUCAAGCACCCCAUCGCGAAAUACGUCUUUGUCAUGAUUGCAACAGCCGCAUCGCAGAGUUUCUUUGCCAUCAUUUGGCCGGAGCGUAUCAGGGCAGCAAAGGGAACGACAACUGCUGGCCUUGCCAUUGGACUCACGAACGCCUCAUGCCAACUCAUGGGCAUCGUAGGCCCCCAGAUAUACCAACCAAAGUUCGGACCGACUUAUCGCGUGAGCUAUUCUUGCUCCAUCGGGCUGCUCUGCGGGACGCUGCUGGCCGUCUCCAGCGCUUGGUUUCUCGUUGCCCGGCAGGAUCGCGCCGAGGGAGUCCGGGGGAGCGGAACGGGAGGAUCGGACACAGAAACCGGGGUUAACAUAGGGGAGGAGGGACGGGAAUCCAAAGGUUGA